UACUUUAGUUCCUGCUUAUACCAUUGGAUACAUUUUAAUAAAUUUUAAUUUUGGUUAAGCUAGCGUUAUUUUGACGCUUUAGUUAAAGUAUUUUACAUGCACUAUAUGCAUUGUAAAGGAAAAUCUGUGGGGAGCGGUCGUGAUUGGUAUCCGGGGAGUGAGCAUGUCGGUCUCCAUAGAAACUACAAACUUUUGUUCAAGUCGUGAAAUGGACGAGUAUCAAUCUGGGGAGGAGACUUUAUUUGUUGUGGACGAGAUCACAACAAUUAUCAAAGAGACUGUUGAAAGCAUCAUUGGGAACAGUUCUUUCCAACGCAGUCAAAUCAACCUGUGGUCAUCAAGCAUAGUGGAGUCAAGUCUAAACCAGCUAACUAAAUUAGGAAAGCCCUUCAAGUACAUAGUGACAUGUAUUCUACUGCAAAAAAAUGGGGCAGGUUUACACACUGCCAGCUCAUGUUUCUGGGACAACACUACAGAUGGGAGCUGCACAGUACGGUGGGAGAAUAAAACAAUGUACUGUAUAGUUAGUGUUUUUGGUCUUGCCAUUUAAGGAUAAAUAUCAACAAGCAGAUCUCUUUCUAAUCAAAAAGGUUUUUGUCAAUAAAGUAAUAUUUUCCCUGUUUGAUUUCCUGUUUGUAACCAAUAAAUUUUUUUGAACAAC
Paramisgurnus dabryanus is the source of this 661-nucleotide messenger RNA. The record is from RefSeq and is a predicted model, not a curated record. Lineage: Eukaryota; Metazoa; Chordata; Actinopteri; Cypriniformes; Cobitidae.